Molecule: messenger RNA, 1725 nt
Organism: Planococcus citri (citrus mealybug)
Lineage: Eukaryota; Metazoa; Arthropoda; Insecta; Hemiptera; Pseudococcidae
Exons: 5
Coding region: 226-1671 (481 amino acids)
Molecular function (GO): protein binding
Source: RefSeq, a predicted model, not a curated record
AUAUAAGUUGCAGAAUUGUAACAUCAUCAAAACAAUAUUCGUUAGUUCUUUUUCUGUCUUCUUAUCUGAACGAUGUUGAAUUAAAUUUUCAAAAUUCUUUGUAAACUAAUGCUACCAGUUGAUCAUCUGUAUCGAAAACGAACCAUAUUCUCAAGCAAGUUCGAUUAUAAACUUGAGUAAAAUUGAUGACCAGUAAUUGAGAAUAUAGGCAGAAUUUCUGGAAACAUGGAUAACAGAUUACUCACGCUGGAAUGUCCUUUCAAUUGGAAUUUAGAGCAAUGGGAUUCGAAACGAUGUUUGUUUUUUAAAUUAUUAGCUAAUUUGAAUGACAACGAAUCGAUGUAUUAUUUCCAGCAUUUCGUAUUCUACAUCCUCUGUAUAUAUUUAGCAACUGCAAAAAGAUCAAUCGAAGAAGGCUGGAACAUAUUGAUCAGCUACGAAUACUUUUUUGGUUGUUUGAUAGCCGAUGAACGUAUGUCAUCGUACAAGACUGCUUUCAAACAUAUAGUCUGGAGUUGUUUAGCUUUCGUAUUAUUCUACAUGAAAAAAGAAGACGAAUUAAACACGGUCCUAAACAAAAUACCACCUCUGGACACCAUCGAUGAUAAAAACAGAGCAGCUAUAUUAGCUGUACGAGCAGCUUUGAUGCACGAAUUCGGUCCAAAUGCUCUAUCAAUUGAAAUGACUCGAGAAGCAUUAGCUUUAGAUCCUGAUCAAGCGGAAUGGUGGCACUUGCAUGGUAAAGGACUGCAAAGAUACAGGAAAUACGCUCGCAGAUACGAUAUACCCAGCGACGAAGAGCUACGUUGCGCUGAGAAAGCUGUGCAAAUGUAUCCCAAGUCACCUUUAUACAUGGUUCUGUUGGCUCGCAGUUACGCCGAAACCGUUGUACAUAUUUUUUACGAGUAUCCUAAAAUCCCUCCGGAGCUGAAAGAUGUUUAUUACAAGAUGAACAUGGCUGUUUUACAGUUAUUGAAGACAGCGAAGGAACUAGGUAGUGAUUCGUGGCACGUGCUUUAUCGAUGCGGUUUCGUGUAUUUGAAACUACCUAAACCGUACAAGAACCGUUUAGAAGCCAUAAGGUGUUUGGAAAACGCUCACAAAAUACGUCCUCGAGAAGCGACCAUUAAUCAUCAUCUAGGUACCGCUUACGGACUCUCUGGUAUGUUUCGCGAAGCUGUCAACUAUCUAGAAAAAGCAUUACAAGAUAACAUCUACGGUGCCCUAUUGGAUUUCGUUCGGUAUACGUUGAAAUUCAACGACUCGUUCAACGUUACAAAAUUCUUGGAUGAAAAUUACGAGAAAUUCACCAACGACGAAAGAGCAGAUUUGCUUUGUCAAAAAGGAUCCUAUUUGAUAAUCGUCGAAAGAAACAUCUCCGAAGGAUUAAAUUGUUAUUUAAAAGCCAUGAAAGUUACCGAUAACGUUUAUCUUUUAGAGAGACAUUUACCGGUGAUCGCUUUGCAUUUUGUGGAAUUCGGUAAAACACGUAAGUUGUCGGUUUACGAACUUUCGAUGCAUUUGGUACGUAGAAUGAAGACUCAUUAUGUGCCAGUUUGGAUCAACGAGCAAGAAUUAUACUCAGUUAUCAAAAAGCUCUAUCCGAAGGGUAUAAAAGACACGGUAGAUCCUCCGAUCACUUAUGUUCUCAACAUUUUAGGUUUACUAUAAGAUUCACGAUGUAUUGGAAGGUGAUAAACCAAUAAUAAUAAACAUUCCGCUUGA